Nakaseomyces glabratus is the source of this 414-nucleotide messenger RNA. RefSeq names its product Sdh7p (gene SDH7). NCBI's taxonomy places the organism in Eukaryota, Fungi, Ascomycota, Saccharomycetes, Saccharomycetales, Saccharomycetaceae. Gene Ontology annotation, cellular component: mitochondrion; mitochondrial intermembrane space. Gene Ontology annotation, biological process: mitochondrial respiratory chain complex II assembly; succinate metabolic process. The record is from RefSeq and is a predicted model, not a curated record.
AUGAUUGGUAGAAGACAGCUUGUGACAGUAUUUCGCAGAUAUGCAUCUCAAAAUGGUGUUAUUGGUCAAGACCAUACCCUACUACCACCAUUAAUGCUUUAUAGAAGAAUAUUAAGGGCUCACAAACUGCUACCACCUAUGCAAAAAGAAAUGGGUGACAAGUAUGUGAAAAGCGAAUUUGAACUACACAGAACCAUCGAUAAUCCUCUUCAUAUUGUUGGGUUCCUUGCCAGCUGGCAGGAUUAUUUGCAUCAGAUCACAAACGGUAAAUGGAAAGAAGGCUCUCUUUCACCUGCUGUCUUAGAGAAGAUGUCUCCAGAGCAAGUUGGACAACUUUAUGAGCUAAUGAAGGAGACAGAGAAAGUAACUAAGGGAGAUAACCCUGAAGAAGAUAAGGGCAAGAACAAAAUUUAA